AAGACGCUUGGCUGGGCGGCGAGACCGCAGAGGGAAAGCUCUGAGAGGUGUAGGGACACGUCGGGCGAGCUCCGAGGUCGUUAAGGAGGGGGAAUGUGGGGUGCAAAUAAUGGCCUUGGGGCGGGGAAAGGCUGAGAGUUGCAGGACUGAGAGAGAACCCCGACUGGAAGGCCGGAAACCUGGGUCUGGUUCGCGCUCGGCCGUGGACUCGCUGAGCGACCUGAGGCAAGUCGCUUUGCUCAAUUUUUCCCCACCGUAUCGAGAGAACUUGUCCAUCCGAACCUCCCUCACAUCCCUGACUGGCUGGCUGUCUUGUUGGAUGAAGAUCUCUCGAGAUCUGCGCGUAGCAGCCAACGAGCCCCUGUCCUCGUAGUCCCCACAAUCGACCGAUAGCGUGGGCCGCGGCUCCUCCCUCCCAGAAUGGCGUUGCCUGCGGCGGGGGCUUGCAGGCGUCUCCAGGCCUCUGGCUGGGUCCCCGUGGCACCUCCCCUGCGUGGGGGCCGUGAGGGGAUGGGAGCCGUCCAGCAACAAGCCUGAUGAAGGGAUCAGAGAACUGCCAUACCUAUGUGCGCAUUUGUAUUUAAGAUAGUAACUGUCCAGACACUAUUGAAGACGCCAGCAGUGCUCCCGCCAGAACAGAGGUUCUAGCAGGGCCAAGGCCUCAAAGACCUCAGGGACUUCUUUCAGUACUCACAGAAACCUCCUGCACCCUGGUGAUGACACAUAGGGACUGUUUUCUUGCUCUAUGUCUGAAUGACUGCCAAGAAGGAAGGCAAAGGUAGAACAGUUGGAUCUCUGGCUCUCCCCAUAGCUUCUAAUCUCAGAUCUUAUUAAACUCCUUUCUGCACCCAAGGACAAAGCUCACUCGAACAAAUGAUUUUGAGUCAUGAAUGAAAAAUCUUGCUCUUUCCAUAAUGAGAAAGAAUUAAGUGGACAGGUUGAAAGUGUGUCUGCUGGGUACUCUCCACCAUAUGACGAGGACAACAGUGCUCUUCUGGCUUUCAGAGAAACUCCUAUCUCACAGCUGAAGAACCACAGCAUCCUUCGGGCCCUGACAGCAGAAGCUUAUGGAUGGGCGCCAGAUGUUGUGAGCACAGAGGUGCUCAGAGCCCAAGGAGAAUGGGAAGCCGUGGACAACGUCCAGCCAGAGACAGGGCGCCAGGCCAACUCAAAGCAGCCUGGGCAGCUUAUCUCCUUCAGUGAGGCCCUGCAGCAUUUCCAGACUGCUGACCUCUCCUCCUUCAAGAAAAGAAUCCAGCCAACAAUUCGAAGGACUGGGCUUGCUGCCCUUCGGCACUUCCUCUUCGGGCCUCCAAAGCUCCACCAGGGCCUCCGUGAAGAAAGGGACUUGGUCCUCACCAUUGCUCAGUGUGAGUGCCCUGGUGAGGUCAGGCAGAGAGCACUGUUUGCCCACCCUGCUACUAAGCCUCACUCAAGGGUCUUGCAUAUUCCGUGUUGGCGUGGGGAGCAGGAACUGAGGGGUGGCCUGGAUAGCCAAGACCCAGUGCAUGGCCGAGUCCUCCAGACCAUCUACAAGAAGCUGACGGGCUCCAAGUUUGACUGUGCCCUCCUCGGAGAUCACUGGGAAGACCUGGGCUUUCAGGGAGCAAAUCCAGCCACAGACCUGAGAGGAGCAGGCUUCCUUGCCCUCCUGCAUCUGCUAUACCUGGUGAUGGACUCAAAGACCUUGCUGAUGGCCCAGGAGAUUUUCCGCCUGUCUCGUCACCACAUCCAGCAAUUCCCCUUCUGUUUGAUGUCCGUGAAUAUCACCCGCAUUGCAAUCCAGGCCUUAAGGGAAGAGUGUCUCUCCAGGGAGUGUAAUCAGCAGCAGAAGGUGAUCCCAGUAGUGAACAGCUUCUAUGCCGCCACUUUCCUCCACCUCGCUCAGGUGUGGAAGACGCAGCAGAAGACCAUCUCAGACUCAGGCUUUGUCCUCAAAGACUUGGAAGUGUUAGCCAAGAAGAGCCCAAGGCGGUUGCUCAAGACCCUGGAGAUCUACUUGGCCGGAGUAUCAAAGGGACAGGCUUCCUUGUCGGGAGUGCAGAAGUGCCACCGGGCACAAGCCCCUCACUCCAAGGACCUCACUUUCAUGGGCGUGUGCGACCUGCCCGCACCCUCCUCCGAAGGCGCAUGGCCGAGCUGACCAACCUGGGGCUGACUGACAGAGAGACUUAAAGGCCGGGGCACAGGCAAACCAUCCCAGGGACACCUCGGCUGGGCCUAGCCCCUUCCCCUCUCAGCAUAAGGGAUAUAGGCGGCUCCCUGGCCUGGUUAGAGGAGCCAAUGACCCUCGUCCUCGUGACAUAUCAGGGAGUUACACUUGACCCGCUCCCUACAGCUCUGCCUCCAGAACAAGAACUUUGCUGUAACCUUAGUUGGGCUACAGGUUACCAAGCUGGGUUCCAAGUCACCUUGAGAGUGAAAGGGUCCUGAGGUGGGAGCGCCCCAUCUGGAUGUUCCACGUACCCGCACAUUGAAGGACAUUCCUAAGUAGGGCUUUCAGGGCCCAGCUGGCUGUAAGACAGGAUCAUACGGUAGCUGGAAUUUGAAGGGAGAAGGUAGCCGUGGCAGCAGCCAACAGGGGCAACAUGAACCAGAGCAAGCUACCCAAGGCCGCAGCUGGGCUGGCUUUACUCUUCUCCAUCCACCAGGCCAGUGUCAGGGUCCCCCUGGGGUUGCUGGCCUUGCAUUUACCCCGCUGCCGGGCCCCUGUCUCUCCUCCCUGCUUUGUGUCUCCAUUGCUGCCCAUCCUAACCGCCUACCAGCUGGGCUUCCCCAUGGGGGCUGCGCAGGUUCCACCAAAGACGGUUUUCUAGCCUGGUUGAAGGGAGGAGGAAAUUCACACAGCAGUUAUUGAA
Molecule: messenger RNA, 2858 nt
Organism: Pteronotus mesoamericanus
Lineage: Eukaryota; Metazoa; Chordata; Mammalia; Chiroptera; Mormoopidae
Gene: ELMOD3
Product: ELMO domain containing 3
Exons: 13
Coding region: 887-2143 (418 amino acids)
Source: RefSeq, a predicted model, not a curated record